Messenger RNA from Salvia miltiorrhiza (redroot sage), 2060 nucleotides. Its product is annotated as leucine-rich repeat extensin-like protein 3. The transcript has 2 exons. The record is from RefSeq and is a predicted model, not a curated record. NCBI's taxonomy places the organism in Eukaryota, Viridiplantae, Streptophyta, Magnoliopsida, Lamiales, Lamiaceae. The coding region runs from base 882 to 1919 and encodes 345 amino acids.
UGCCACUGUCGUUGCUAUGCUACUGCUACUUGCUACAGCUUCGUUCACCUCUCUCUCUGCCCCUCUUUUUUUCCGCCUCAUCCACCACCCAGCCGCCACACCCCAUUCCCCAUGUUGUGCCCUCGCCAUCACCACCACCCGAUGUUCCACUGCGCUGUCAUCACUCCCUCUGCCUCUAAUUGCGGAUAUGAAAAUGGAUUUGCUCCAAUGACGCCGCCAUCGUUCCACCGCAUCUCUCUCGAUUCUUCUCGCCUCUAAGGUUAUGAGCGCGCAGGCUCGUUUUGAUGAGCAAUCGAGUUUAAUGCUAGUAGGAUAGAAGUGAAGAGAUGGCACGUACAACUAGGCAUUCUCCGCCAUCCUCCCAACUGUUCCUCUGCAAAUUCAACUUCAUCAAUUCACUCCAUUGAUUCUCGCACCCUUUUAAUUGCAUUCAAACUCUGUAUGUGUCGCAUGCAUUUUCAAAGCUUCUGUCACUAUCGUGUAUUAAUAAACUAAAUUAAAAAAUUAUAUAUAGUGGAGUAACUUUUAAUUUAUCAAACCCAUGUAUAUGAUGUAUGCCAGAUUGCUAGCUAGGACGAUUGAAUAAUAUCGAUAUCUCCUCUCUAGAAUUCGAUUAAAUUACUGAAUGUAACUCGAAAUUAAUUUAUGAAAUCAUUUCUGGGUUCAGAUUAAAUAAUCGUAAAAACAUCUCCACUAACUAAUGUUCUGACGAAAAUUGAGUAAAGCAGUAUAGAAUUACUCCACACUUUAGCUGGCGGCUACCAAGCUUGAUCAUAAAUAAUUUUAAAAUUUAUUUAUUUGUGUAUUUUCAAACCACCCUCCUUAUUUAAACUGGUCAUGCAAACAUAUCUGAAAAAGGAAUUCAUCUCUAUGAAUGAGAAAUGAAAGGCAAUAUAGUAGUAGUAGUGCUCCUCUUUGCAAUACUUGUAAUUGCCUCAACUGUAGCUGAAUCAAGAAGCAUCACUCAUCCAAAUCACAACCAAAAUAAUGAAACAAAGUUGGAAGAGGAAAAGCAAAGAAGCUCAAGGAGAAGAAGCAGUGGCGGCGGAAGGAGCAGAAGCGGCGGCGGAGGCAGAAGGCCAGGAGGAGGAUCGUCAUCAAACUGUGACCCUCUGUAUUCGUACCUAUUUGGACGCUGCGGUCAAUGGCCGUUCCGCCGCAACUCUCCUAACAACCCUUUUAGGCCAAGGUCUCCGCCCCGCUCUCCGCCACGCUCUCCGCUCAUUCCCUUGCCGCCGCCGGUCCCAUCUUCUCCACCGAUUGUAAAUCCGCCACCUGCAACACCCUCUCCGCUAAUACCCCUCCCGCCCCCAGUUGCUCCAUCCUCUCCCCCACCAUUAGCCGCCGCGCCGCCGCCGUCGUCCCCUCCGCCUGCCCCACCACCAACAUCUCCACCACCGGCGCCAGCACCAGCACCUCCUCCACCACCGCUCGUUCCGUCUCCUCCGCCGCCCUCGCCUCCAUCACCUCCGCCACCUGAAGUAGUUCCCAUAAUAUAUCCGCCGCCGUUGGUUUCUUCGCCGCCGCCCGUGGCGGGAACAGACACUCCGCCGCCGCUCUUUCCAUGGCUUACGCCGCCCGCGGCGGGAACAGACACUCCGCCGCUAGCAUUCUCUCCGCCGUCGCUGCCGGGAAUUGUCUUCCCACCACCUCUACCGGACACUCCCCCCGCUUUCUCUUUCCCACCGGACUUGUUCCUUCCGCCGCCUGCAGCAGACUUAACGCUAGCGCCGCCGGUUUUCCCUGUAUUCAGUCCACCGGAAAUGCCGUUCACAUUUUCACCUCCGGCGACUGAGAGCCCAGAUCUUCCGAUCCCUGAGUUGCCGCCGGUGAUUACUGAUCCGGUGCAACCAAUACCGUUGGUAACUGCGCCGCCAACAGUGGAAGAGCAACCGCCGCUUCCUCCAGGCCCCAAUUAGGGUUUUUUGGAUUUGGGUCGUGUCAUGUGUUUUGUUUUUUGGUUGCUUCAUUUAUGCAUGCAACUUUUGUUACAAAUCUUAGGUAUAUCAUUGUAAUCGUGCGUCUUCUUCUCAACUUGAUUACAGUUUCUGUUUAGUUCA